This is a messenger RNA of Adineta ricciae, 864 nucleotides long. Lineage: Eukaryota; Metazoa; Rotifera; Eurotatoria; Adinetida; Adinetidae. The record is from the annotation of a GenBank genome assembly.
AUGGCAUCCGAAUUACACGGCAAUAUCGAAGAAUACCAAUUCGACACAGUGAUAGUUUUCGGUGACUCGCUGUCAGACACAAAUAAUGUUUAUACAUUAACAAACGGCACAUGGCCUACUACACCACUAUAUUAUCAAGGUCGAUUUUGCGAUGGUUUCAAUUGGGUGGACAAUUUGAGAAUAUUGAACGUGAAGAAUUACGCACAUGGAGGUGCAACGACUGAUAGUGCCGUAGUCCAGGGAUAUACAAAGUUAGAUACAGUACCUGUCCCCGGUGUUCGUCAACAAAUCAAAAUCUAUCUAGAUAGUACUAAAGAAGAAGAUAUUGACUUUGCAAAGACGCUUUACAUUAUCUCAGCCGGUGGGAAUGAUUUUGUUUAUAGUAAAGUUUCAAAUCCAUUUGCAAUAGUGAAUCGUCUGUCCAAUGCAGUCAAUGAGUUAAUCGCUUGCGGUGCGAAACAUAUUCUUAUUUUUAAUCAACCGCCGGCUGAAACCUAUCCAUAUGUUCAAGCACUCAGCUAUAAAUUUGUUGUGAAACAAUUCGCUAUACUCUUUAAUAGCAUUCUUUCGUUUCGUCUGAAACAAAUUCAGAAAAGUAAUUCUCACAUUUCCUUGAAACUCUUCAAUCUGCAUCUCAUCAUCAAGAGAGUUGUUGGUAACGAAUCUGGGCAUUUUGAAAAUACGACAGAUCCGUGUUGGGACAUGGCGAAUGACAUUCCUGCUGUUUUACAAAGCUUAAAUCCAUCAAAAUAUGUGUUCUUCGAUAAAUUUCAUUUUACAUCCAGUGUACACAAAACAAUCGCAGAUGCAAUUCACGAAUUGAUUUCUUCUAAAACUAGUUCAUUUGUGUAUCCAUCGAAUUAA